This is a messenger RNA of Pseudocercospora fijiensis CIRAD86, 2259 nucleotides long. RefSeq lists its product as uncharacterized. Gene Ontology annotation, molecular function: protein binding. Lineage: Eukaryota; Fungi; Ascomycota; Dothideomycetes; Mycosphaerellales; Mycosphaerellaceae. The coding region runs from base 1 to 2259 and encodes 752 amino acids. The transcript has 9 exons. The record is from RefSeq and is a predicted model, not a curated record.
AUGUCACGAUCAAUGCGCCCCUUAUCUCGCCGCCUCUUGAGCCUUCAAUGCCGCCGCUAUCAGUCGACGGAAGCUUCGGACAAGCCAGUGCACUCGCGCGAGCAGGUGCAGGACCUCCUCCAUGAACAAGAUGAUCUAUACCUUGCUGCGGUAAAGCGAAAAGUCGAAAGCAUCAAACGUCAGUCGAGGAAUAUUGGUAUGAUUGCGUCGAAAAUAACCAAUGAGGGCGGAUAUAUUCAGAUCAAUCCAUCCAUUCCAACAUACAAAGCAGCGCCAUGGCAGAAACAAAGCCAAGCCUACGAAAGUCUGGUGGAAAGAAUGUUGAAGCAGACUGAACGCAUACUUCUUAAUGUGGGCGAUCUUCAGACUGAGAGUUAUCCUUCAGAUUUCGAUAUUGGAGGUGAUAGAGCAAGUGUGGCCGCUCUUGUGAAACAUGAUCGUGACAAAAUGCUACGGCAGACACGCCCGGAGCAGAUGGAUGCUUUGGUUGAGUUACGGAACCACGAGUUGGCGCAUAGAAGGAGAUUUAAAGAGGGACUUGAUUCAUUCGCAAAGGAGGUGGAGAACUACAGGUUGGACACUCAAAAGACGCCGAUGCCGAAUUUGGGCAUGGAGAGAAAGUCGCUGAAAGAGAAUAAACCCAUGCAGGAUAAUGAAGGCUGGGGAUCACCUACGAAAGUCACCAAGAUUGGUUCAACGCCAACAUUGCAGAAGGUGAGCAACCCUUUCGACACGUCGAGCUCGAAGGAUCCUGCGCGGAAAUCUUCUGAUCAGAACACUGCUCGACCUUCGACUGCGGAUCAAGAAAAUACGCGUGUAUCAGCGAACACUGCGUCAACGGCAACCAACUCUUCCGGAAUGCAGACGCAUCCACGUCCUCAUCGAAGCAAAACUCGCAGGACGACGAGGGCAGAUCGGCACAGGGGCUUGAAAAUGGCUCGACAAGCAAAGCAAAGGCCCCAAGGCCCAGGACGAGCCUGCUGGGCCUGCAACGGCAGCUCGAGAUAUCAAGAUAGUGGAGACUCGUCAACGAAGACACGGCUCGAUCUCUGCAGUCCACAUAGCUGGCAGAACAGAACGUCAGGCCGUCAGAGAUUUCGCAAUGCCUUUGUCCCGUCCAGGAUGGUGAACGACUAUAAACCCUUUUCCCUCGUCGCAAACCUCUUUCUCUUACCAUCGCGAAGACCAACCACCAGAGUCAUUAGAACUACCUCAGUCCGAACAGCGCGACCAAACAUCGAGAUGACUCGAACUCAUUUCUACGACCUGCCCAACGAGGUCAAGCUUGCGAUAUUGGCCAACUUGCCAGCCAGAGAGAUUCAGCGCGCUCGUCGAGUCUCUCGGCAUCUUCGAGACCUCAUCGACCUCGAAGCGAACCGCACUCUCCUGAUCAACCCACUUCCGCCGAGCGUGGUGUCCAUCAAGGAAGCAUGUAACUUCCUGAUUGAUUUCGAUGUCCAGAAUGUCGACCUUCUGACGCUUUUGGCGCGAGUGGUGCAGCAUCGUCGCACUGGAAGCCACGCCUGCUCAAUCACGGCCAGGCUGUGGACACACAGACAUGAUAUUGCUGGUUCUCAUCUGCGCCACCACUUGGCAGGACUGCUCGACAAAUUCCGACGUCUACACAACGAGUUUCAUGCCUCCUCCAAGGACGGAGACGACGGAUCUGCACCUCCCGCGAAUCUUCUGCGCAGACUGUACGAUCGCCUUCGGCGCCGACUAGGUGGCCGCACUGCCAAUCGAGUCGGCGCAAGCCCUGCAGGUCCUUCAGCGAACUUCGCCACCAUGACUGCCUUCAACCACUACAUUACGUCUAUCCACGGCGCGGUACUUCCCAGCUUAAAUCUCAGUCAAAACCAGAUCGACGACUUCUACCUCCGCGUCGUGGUUCACGGAGUCCCGAGUCGCGAUGAAGAGACCCCUCACGUCGGAUGGGUCAUCAACCUUGACUCCGAACCCGAUGCUCUCGGACUCCAUCACCAGAUCUGCGAUCUGCUUGGACUGCCCGCACUCCCACCGCCUCUUCUGGCUCCGCAUUCGUUGCAGUAUGCCGUCAAGAGCCGCUGGGCCUGCGAAAAGCUCAGGGCAUACGUCAAUGAAGGAGAAAGGGAAAUUACGGAGGCGAGGUUGGGAAAUGUGAUCGAUCGUCAGCUGCCGGUGUUCACGCCAUCCUUGUUUUGCACUCACAAUGGCAAACUUACUGAAGGGGAAAAGUACCAAAAGCCCAGGGAGCAGCAGCAGGCAGAAGACCUCAAGUAG